AUGGAAUUGCCGCCAAAGAUCGAGGGUGAUCUCGAGUCCAAUGUGACCUACGAAUACGACUGGUUGUUGGACGACCACCCACUUCGCUCAUAUCCCACCGAGUGCAUUCCCGGUCUGGGUGCCAUCUUCACGGAAGGAUAUAUCUCCGUGCGGAAGCAUUGGAAAGAGUUCUUGGUGCGCGGUGUUUGCCUGGUAAUCGCAUGCUGUGCCGCUUUCCAAUUUCUUCAAUAUGUCCCAUCAUUGAAUAAAAGUCUAGCCCCGGGCUCCCGUCUUAGCCCUCGCGAGUGGGAAGUGAAAUGCACUUUCCCUUUUUCGGAUCCCCGCCCGAGUGCCCUCACGCAAUCCGUUGUUGCCGGUUGCGAUGGCUUCCGCACCGAUAUUUGGCUAGACAGUCAUGAUCUUCAGAUGGGUCCCGUAGGCUCAGAGCCGAAAGAUGAUAAUAACCUUCAACUUCGACUCAACGCGCUUUUCACGCGCCUGCAGCGGCGCGAUCUCUCCGAUCCUUCGCAAAUUCCCUUGGAGACGGAGAGUCCGGCCGAGGCGAUCGAGUCGACGCUAACCAAAUCUUUCUACCUUGUUCUUGAUGCGCAAUCUCCUGUCCGGGAAGUUCUCGGUUUGCUUCUCCCACAAUUUGAGACCCUCCGCCAACAAGGCUACCUGACCACCUGGGAUGGUGCGCAGGUGGUUCCGGGCCGAGUAACUGUCAUUGUUACAGGAGAGACUGUACCUGAAUGCCUCGGUGUUCAAUCCUCCGAUAUCUUUUGGGCUCUGAGGGAUGACAUUUCCCGGAGUGAUCUCACGAAUGAUCAUCUGAUCCCAUUGUGUGCCGAAUGA
This is a messenger RNA of Penicillium longicatenatum, 834 nucleotides long. RefSeq lists its product as uncharacterized. The record is from RefSeq and is a predicted model, not a curated record. Lineage: Eukaryota; Fungi; Ascomycota; Eurotiomycetes; Eurotiales; Aspergillaceae. The transcript has 2 exons. Bases 1 to 834 code for a protein of 277 amino acids.